Messenger RNA from Danio aesculapii, 2242 nucleotides. RefSeq names its product IGF-like family receptor 1 (gene igflr1). The coding region runs from base 56 to 1039 and encodes 327 amino acids. Lineage: Eukaryota; Metazoa; Chordata; Actinopteri; Cypriniformes; Danionidae. The transcript is spliced from 7 exons. The record is from RefSeq and is a predicted model, not a curated record. Gene Ontology annotation, molecular function: protein binding.
ACGGCCAGAAUCGUAGUUUAGUGUUCAGUGUAGAGGUAGAUUCAUAUCAGGCUCAAUGACUUCAGAGAGGUGUUUAGACGGGACAUACUGGUCUAGAAAUCAUCUUUGUGUGCCAUGUGAAACUACAUUUCCCAUCCUUGCAGGUUAUGAAUUUUCUACUAACUGCGGAUUGAGGGACGACGAACAACUUGUCGAGGCUGCUUACAAACAAUGCGGUGAAGGAACGUUUAACGACGGAUCUCACGUUAAAUGCCAGACAUGUUCAUCUUGCCCAAAUCCACUGGUUAUUGCGUCUGCAUGCAACAACACCUCUGAUAAUAUCUGCUGCAGACAAAGGGAGCAAGCUUUAAAUGGAACAUGCGUCCCUAAACUAUUGCCGACAACAGAAAAAACAAUUUUGAGUACAACUCUCUCCAGUACUGCCUCUAUUGCCAACUCUGAUCCCUCUUCAAGUCCUCCUGUUAAUACCCCAAAUUUGACAGGUAUCUAUGUUUGCUUGGGAAUUUUAUCUGCUCUGUCUCUGGUAUGUCUGUUCUUCGUCAUCAAGAGGAGGAGAAGAAACCAUUUCAAUGAAGAAUUUCAAAACUGUGGCAAUGGAGCAGUUCGAGAAAGCCUGACUAAAAAGGGCUUGAAAGAUUUUCAAAAGGCCGUCGCAUCCAACGUAAUCAAGAAAACCGAUAAAAAGGAUCAAACAACUGGACCCUCGCAUCUGUUAGCUCCUGGGGUCCAGAAUGCGCCUCUGAGUACAGUGCUCAACAAUCUGGAUGUUCUUCAGGAGCUGGUGUUUGUUUUAGACCCCGACGGCGCUGGGGUUAAAAACACACGUCACCUUGCCAGUCAGUGCUCCUUUUCCUUUGCAUGGAUCAAUUACGCAUAUUCCAUGAAGGACCACAAAAGCCCCCUCGUCGCCGUUUUGGAGGGAGCAGUCACAAAGAAUCCAGACUGGACCGUGGGAGACCUCGCUGAGAUGCUGAGCACAAUCGGCCGCAACGAUGCGAUAGAGAUUUUGGCAAACCUUUCUGUUGGCGUAGAAGAAUAGUUACUGUGGUAUUACAAACACACAAAGCAGUAUUAUAUGUUGUAUGUAUUGUCUGACAGGCAACUAAUCUGUAAAUAAGUUCUGUGAAUUUCUAUGAAUUUGUACAAUAACAUUGUCAGUAUUAAAAGCAGGGGUGCCCUAACUUUUUCGUAUGAAGGGCCAAAAACCAAUUAUUAUCAGCUACGUUUCUAUCCACCUAUUUUUAUGCGCAUUAUGGAUAUGUGAAUAAAAAAAUCAGUUGAUGGAAACACCAAGAUGUGCAUAGGGGAGAGCAGGGCACAAAGUAACACUUUUUGGUUUUGGCCAAAUAAUGAAUAAAGUAAUAAGGUUAGACUAACCAUAUUCUUUACCAACAACACACAAGCCUUUCCUACAAAUGAGCACUGAAAGUAUGACCGCCGGACAAAUGGUUUCUGUCUAGUAUUGCUAAAAGUGCCAGGAGUAAAAAUGUUACUAUUUAGCCCACCUGUGGAGAAAGCUGUAACAGACAGACGGUUGGUUGUAACUAGGGCCAGACAGAAUCUGCGGACGUUUUUUGUUAUUUCUGCUGAGCAUUUUGGUAAAAAUCUGCAGAUUUCUGCUGAUUUAUUUUGGUAGUAUCAUAACUAAAACCUUAAAAUGUGAAAUAAAAAAUAUUAUCUGUUUAACUUUUAUUUAAUGUUUAAAAUGCAAAUUCAAUUUGAUCUACUUUAUUUGGUAAACGAAGCAAGUCUCUCAUAUAAUAUCUCUACUAAAAGACUGAAAAUAUUACUGUACAAACUACAUUGUACAUAAAUCAGAUGAACAUUUUCACAUUAGUCGAUAAUAUUACUGUAAUUAAUAAAAAAAUGGAAUAAAUAUAGAUUUACACACAUUUACUCAAGUAAAUAAACAGAAUUAAUGAUUGGCUAAAAAUCUGCAGAAAAACUGGAAUUCUGCGCGCGCAGAUUCCGUGUGGGUCUAGUUGUAACACAUGCUUAUAAAGUCAGAUUUCACACAGUUCAUUUAAAUUCAGUUGACUUUAAAUAGUACAGUAUAUUUCCUCAGUACUUAACUCAAUUUUUAUUUUAUUCCACAUAGCACAGUAUGUUUAUGUAGUCAUGUGUUGGAUAAACACAUUUAGAUUUGUUUGCAUUAUUACCCAUAAUUACACAAUGCAUUUAUUUGCAGUAUAUUAGCAAUAAAUGUAUUUUUUUCUAUUAAAAAACAUUUUUUAUAUUAAAA